AAGAUAAUUUUCUUAAAAGAAAGAUUUGAUUUAUGCAUGGACAAGGGUCACUCACACGCCCUGCGACCACGAAGGUGCAUGUGUGGAGAGGGACGGGCGGCGAUGCCAAGUAGGCCACGGCCGCCAGGUAAAUUCGCUUGCUUCGUUUCCGGCGCCAAAAAAAAAAAAAAACUCAAGAAAGAGAAGGCACCACCGCGCAGCCAGCCACCCCCGCCUCCACUCGCCUUCUUCCUCCCUGCACAUAUGCGGAUGCUGCUGCCAGAAUAAAACCCAACACCAAUGGCGCCGCCUCCAGCCACAGCCACAGCCACCUCUGGAUUCUCUUCUUAAUUCGUCGUCGUCUUCUUCGUCUACCUCGCGAUCCUCCUACUACAUGUAGGAUCGGUCGAUCGAUUGAUCGAUCAGCUGUCGAGGCGUGAGGUGGACGAUGACGCUGGGAAGCGCGACACCGGAGACGGAGGAGAGGGCUGUGCGCGGCGGCGGCAAUGGCGAUGGCGAUGGCGAUGGCGGCGGCGGCGGUGAGACGGCGAGGUGCGUGGCGGUGGCGGUGGAGGAGGCGUGCUGCGGGUGCGCGCAGCUGGUGGUCGGGCCGCCGAACCCGAUGAUGGCGAGGUACGUGUACGCCUUCGUGUUCCUGGCGACGAACAUGCUCGCCUGGACGCUCCGGGACUUCGGCCACCCGGUGCUCGCCGAGCUCCGGCGGCUCCGCGGCUGCCAGGGCGCCAGCUACUGCCUCGGCGCCGAGGGCGUCCUCCGCGUCAGCCUCGGCUGCUUCCUCUUCUUCUUCGUGAUGUUCGCGUCGACGGCGAGGACGAGGAAGACGCACGACCGCCGGAACUCGUGGCACUCCGAGUGGUGGCCGGCGAAGAUCGUGCUGUGGAUGGGCUUCACCGUCGUCCCCUUCUUCCUCCCCUCGGUGCUCAUCCAGCUCUACGGAAAGGUCGCGCAUUUUGGAGCAGGGGCGUUUCUGGUGAUCCAGCUCGUGAGCGUGACCCGGUUCAUCGGCUGGCUCAACGACUGCUGCCGUUCAGAGGCGAACCUGAAGAGAUGCCACAUGCAGGUGCAGGUGGUCUCCAUCGCCGCGUACGUCGGCUCCAUCCUUGGCGUCGUCCUCAUGUACGUCUGGUACGCGCCGCGGCCGUCCUGCAAGCUCAACAUCCUCUUCAUCACCGUCACCCUCUUCCUCGUCCAGCUCAUGGCCGGCGUCUCGCUCAUCUCCAAGGUGAAGGCUGGGUACCUGGCGCCCGGGCUGAUGGGGGUCUACAUCGUGUUCCUCUGCUGGACAGCGAUCAGGAGUGAGCCUCACACGGAGAUCUGCAACAAGAAAGCAGAGGUUGCAACGAGUGCAGACUGGGUUAACAUCGCGAGUUUCGUGAUCGCGGUGAUCGUCAUCGUCACGGCGACCUUCGCCACAGGGAUCGAUUCCAAGUGCCUCCAGUUCAAGAAGGCCGAGAGCGAGCAGCCCGAAGACGACGACGUCCCCUACGGCUUCGGCUUCUUCCACUUCGUGUUCGCCAUGGGCGCCAUGUACUUCGCCAUGCUCUUCGUCGGCUGGAACGCUAAUCAGACCAUGGAGAAGUGGACGAUCGAUGUUGGCUGGGCGAGCACCUGGGUCCGGGUCGUCAACGAGUGGCUAGCUGCCAUCGUGUACAUAUGGAUGGUGAUUGCUCCGAUUGUCUGGAAGGGGAGGCAGGUCGGCUCAUCGCCAGAGUGCACAUGACACAAGCAGAAGCAGCAUUUGCAAGGAUAAGAAAUAUACGGAGAAGCAGCUAGCGAGUGAUCCAGUGAUGGAAAAAACUUGGUCAGUUAUACACGAAAUUACCUGCAUGAACAGGGAGAUGUAUAUGUACAGCAGGAGGCGGCGAAGGAGAAGGAGAGAACAGUUUUGCUUUUGUCGCAGCUGCUGCAGCCAGUGCAGGUAGAGGCAUACUAUGUGCAAUUGCAUUCAUGCCCACACGAGUGAGUGUAGCUAGAGCUUCGAUUUCUCAGUUCCUAUUCUGUUACUGGAAGGGCAAUGCAUUGAAUCAACAGGCAUAGUAGUGAAAACUUGCUGUUGAACAUGCAAAAAAAAGAAGCACACUUUGAAGCAUACAGUGACUUAAUUCACUUUUGACACACUGCCAGGUGAGUCAGGUGACUAAUUGCUGUCGCUUUGACACACCGCAAAAGAUC
Messenger RNA from Oryza brachyantha (malo sina), 2172 nucleotides. RefSeq names its product probable serine incorporator. The transcript has 12 exons. NCBI's taxonomy places the organism in Eukaryota, Viridiplantae, Streptophyta, Magnoliopsida, Poales, Poaceae. The coding region runs from base 428 to 1720 and encodes 430 amino acids. Gene Ontology annotation, cellular component: membrane. The record is from RefSeq and is a predicted model, not a curated record.